AUGGCGGCAGCGGUAGCGAGUCCCUCCAGUGGACACCGCCAUGAUAGCCUCUUCCUGUCGGUCUUUCCCAAGACCAACUUCACCACACCUACUCCGGAGUCAACACCAAACAUUGGCUCUAUCUCGUCCCCUGGUGCGCCAUUCGGAGGCUUCGGCAGCUUCAGAGAGGAGCCCGACGAGACUGUGAGGUUCACUCGGGCCUGGAGUACGGCGACCAGACACCUCGCCCUUUCAACACAGUCCGAGGAGGGCAGACCAGUCGGGAGAGAUAUCCUUGAAGCCUUUUUCUACCUGCUACAGAAUGGACAGUCUCAGAAAGACCUCGCUGCUUGGUACGCGAACGAAAUUGGUGUGCACUUGCGAACAUUUGUUCUUCCAGAGUUGCAGGCCUGGGAGCAGCCGAUCCCGCUGUCAAAGGCUAAUGAUGUCCUUCGGGACACGCUGCAGUUGCUCCUCAAUGCACAACAAUACUACAUUAGUCGUCUGGAGACCCUAAUAUCGAGCAUACCGCCGGGAGGACGAAAGGAUCAUGUAACGUCCUUCAGAACACAAGCGCUGCGCAGCUUUCAUACUCUGGUGCUGCAUUCCCUUCCACAGCAACGGUUGCAGAAGACCCUCACUGGUGUCAUCUAUCAGCGUCUCGAGCAGUCGCUGCUGCAGUCGAGCAACCCCGAGAGAUGUCUCAAGGAUGGCCAAUGUCACUGCCAGUUCGAUCUGAGUCAACUACCGCUGUCCGAGCUCCAUGAAGUCGGUCUUGGAGGACUGAUUGGCGAACGCGCGUUUGCACAAGCCAUUCACAGGCUGUUGCAAGGCCCAGGUAUCGAGCGACGAUGCUUUCAAGUGGACUGGACUGGUCAUCGAUCUGUGCUCACAAGGCUCCGUUCCUGGAUGUCCAGCCUGGUCAUCCCGCAGGUCGAAAGGGCGCUCGCAGCACUCAAAGGGAAUAAUUGGAUGAAGCUGGGUGCUGCAGACGCUGAGCAGCUCACCUCAAUUGCAGUUAAUAAUCUUGGCCAUUCGAGGACCAGCUCGCUUUUCGACUACGUCAAAGCCUGGCCCGCGAGCACGGGAGCCAUACUGGACAUCUGGGAGUAUCUCAGCGCCGGUACUCAGACGGACAAAGCUCACGUCUGCCAAAGCUUUAUCGAGCAGAUGCAGCGACGCUUAUUACAUGCUGGCGCCAGUACUUCGGACAUCCUAGGCUUGUAUGUCAACGUCAUUCACGCUUUUAAAGCGCUCGACGGACGAGGCGUGCUCCUCGAGAAAGUCGCAGUGCCGAUUCGCAACUAUCUUCGUGCUCGAGACGACACUGUCACUAUCAUUGCAGUGAGCUUCCUGGCCGAUGUGGACGAGAAUGGGAACGUGGCUACGAGUGAAGUCGAUCGAGUCUGUACAGACAUCACACUGGAGGUCUCCAACACAGCACUUGGGGGUAGCAGCGAGCACCACAUGCUGAACUGGGAUGACAUGGAAUGGAUGCCGGAUCCAAUCGACGCAGGCCCCGACUACCGCUCUUCCAAGUCAGAAGACGUCAUUGCUCAGAUACUUGGGCUCUUUGAACAGGAGGAAUUCAUCACGGAGGUCACAAGUGUACUGGCACAGCAUCUGCUGCACGCAACAGAUCCCAGCUUUGUCAAGGAGACCAGGCUGGUUGAGCUCCUGAAAUCACGCCUGGACGCCACGAAGCUGCAGGCUGCGGAUGUCAUGCUCAAAGACAUGCGAGAUUCUGUAGCUCUGGGCAAGCGUAUCAAUCCGUUGGCGAACUAUGGGACAGAUGCUGCGCCUACGCCAAAAGAGAUCCAAGCAGCAAUAACGGAAGGAGGCAUCACUCUUUCCUCGCUGUACAGGCUGUUCCAGACUCGCAUCAAGCGCUCGCAGUUUAUGGCUGCCGUCAAGCUGGUGGCCAACAAGCGCGGCGACCUCUACUAUCCGAAGCGGACUGGUGCUCCUGCGGAGACCGGAGCCUCGCUCAGCAAGAACGGCACGAUCAACUUCAAGACUCAGAUCCUCUCGAGCUUUUUCUGGCCCGAGCUACGAUCGGACGAGUUCCGCAUACCGCAAGCAUUAGAGCCGCUGCAAAACACAUUCGAAAAGAAAUUCGGAGAGCUCGGAAGCCAGCGCCGACUGCACUUCCGUCCAGCACUGGCUCGUGUGUCAGUCCGGUUGGAUCUGGAAGACAGAACCAUCGAAGAGUCUGACGUUCCAGCAUGGCGAGCAAGUGUGAUCGACGCAUUUCAAGACUACGAUGACACUGUCGGCUUGACCGCAGAACAACUAGCCGAGAUGCUGCAGAUGGACGAGGAGCUCGUGAUGGACGCACUCCACUUUUGGACAAGCAAGAGUGUACUGUUCCAGCUAUCGGCCGGCGCAUACGCCGUCCUCGAGAGACUGGACAUGGAGAUCGAACCUCUUCAUCAACAGGCACAGCAUCACGACGACAUGAUCUCAGCAGUGAAAUCACAGGAUGCCAUGUUCCGCGAGAGCGCGCCGAUGUUCGAAACAUUCAUUGCGAACAUGCUGCGCAACCAGGGUGCCAAAGAGAUUGGUGGGAUGAUGGGUAUCACGAGCUUGCUCAAGAUGGUGCUGCCGACUUUCACGUAUGGAGAUGAAGAGGUCAUCUUAUUGCUGAGUGACAUGGAGAAGAAGGGGCAGGUGAAGAGGAAUGAUGGUCUCAACACACCACAUUCAAUACAGAGAAUCAUGGACAACAACAAAGACCAUCGAGUCGCCGCAUUGUCCUCGAAACCCGGAAUCGACGGACCUGCCCACCAGCCUGGCCCGGCGAUCGAGAGACGUGCUACUGGGACACGCGCAACGAACAAGCCAUGUAACCGCGAAGGACAUGGCUGGGGCAAGCGCUGCAGACUCAACCGCCUUCCAACCCAGGGUAACUCCACUACGCCUGCGUCUCCCUCCAGCCUUGCCGUGACCGCGCCUGUUACACCCUACGAACCUCAAGCACAACAGCAAACCUUCGGUUCGCCGCUGCACAGAUGCAAAGCCGCUGGCCAUCGCGAUCCAAGAGGGGACGCCAGGGACGACGGACCAGCCGAAACACCCGCCAGCAAGCCCAACACCACACGACCGCGCCGCAGCAAAACUGCAAAAACGACCAUCCAACCCCACAACGAGCAACCCCAGUCCCGCCUCCUCACCCUCCCCCGCGAACUCCGCGACAUGAUCAUCUCCCACCUCCUAACCCAACCCACCGCAAUCUACACCAACCUCCUGAUUAACCCGGUCGCAAACGAGCGCUCCACCGUCGACGCCUACCUCGCCCUCUCCCUCACGUCGCGCCAAAUCCACCACGAAGCACACCACAUGUUCUUCCGCAGCAACAGCUUCGCCUUCCACGCCGCGACCUGGGGUCGGAUCAAUCUACCCGCGAUCCCGGCGCGCUCGGUAAAGGUGAUGAGGCGGUUCGAGCUGUAUAGGUGGCGGGCUGGGGCGGAGGUGCGGUUGGUGUGCCGGGUGGCGGGGAGAGUAGGGGAGGAGGAGGUGGAUUUUAAGGUCGUGUGUGGGAAGCAGUUGCCGAUUCCCGGGAGGACGGUGGAUGAGCCGAAGGAGUUGAUGAGGGCGGUGUGGAGGGUGAGGUAUUUGGUUUGUGAGUGUGUGAGGGCGUAUGGGGCGCUUGGUAUGGCGGACUUGAGUCUUGCGGCUAUGGAGGUGAAGAUGGUGUGGGCUUAG
Messenger RNA from Saxophila tyrrhenica, 3684 nucleotides. RefSeq lists its product as uncharacterized. The transcript is spliced from 2 exons. Gene Ontology annotation, biological process: protein K11-linked ubiquitination; ubiquitin-dependent protein catabolic process; metaphase/anaphase transition of mitotic cell cycle. Gene Ontology annotation, cellular component: anaphase-promoting complex. Gene Ontology annotation, molecular function: ubiquitin protein ligase binding. The record is from RefSeq and is a predicted model, not a curated record. Lineage: Eukaryota; Fungi; Ascomycota; Dothideomycetes; Mycosphaerellales; Extremaceae. Bases 1 to 3684 code for a protein of 1227 amino acids.